AUGUGCAAAGCUGGCUUUGCUGGAGAUGAUGCUCCACGUGCAGUGUUUCCCUCAAUUGUAGGACGCCCCAGGCAUCAGGGCGUGAUGGUGGGCAUGGGUCAGAAGGACUCUUAUGUGGGAGACGAGGCCCAGAGCAAGAGGGGUAUCCUGACCCUCAAAUACCCCAUUGAGCACGGUAUUGUCACAAACUGGGAUGACAUGGAGAAGAUCUGGCACCACACAUUCUACAACGAGUUGCGUGUAGCCCCAGAGGAGCACCCUGUUCUGCUGACUGAGGCCCCACUCAACCCUAAGGCCAACAGGGAGAAGAUGACCCAGAUCAUGUUUGAGACCUUCAACACUCCAGCCAUGUAUGUAGCCAUCCAGGCUGUGCUGUCUCUGUACGCCUCUGGACGUACCACUGGUAUAGUCAUGGACUCUGGGGAUGGAGUCACUCACACUGUGCCCAUCUAUGAGGGCUACGCUCUGCCCCACGCCAUCCUCAGGCUGGACCUGGCUGGCAGGGACCUCACAGACUACCUCAUGAAAAUCCUGACUGAGAGGGGCUACAGCUUCACUACCACAGCUGAGCGUGAGAUCGUGCGUGACAUUAAGGAGAAGCUGUGCUACGUGGCUCUGGACUUCGAGCAGGAGAUGGGCACCGCAGCCUCCUCCUCUAGCCUUGAGAAGAGCUACGAGCUGCCCGACGGACAAGUCAUCACUAUCGGCAAUGAGAGGUUCCGAUGCCCCGAGGCCCUCUUCCAGCCCUCCUUCCUUGGUAUGGAAUCCUGCGGCAUCCACGAGACCACCUUCAACAGCAUCAUGAAGUGCGACGUGGACAUUCGUAAAGACCUGUACGCCAACACUGUGCUGUCUGGAGGCACCACUAUGUACCCAGGCAUUGCUGACCGCAUGCAGAAGGAGAUCACUUCCCUGGCCCCCUCCACAAUGAAAAUUAAGAUCAUUGCUCCCCCAGAGAGGAAAUACUCUGUCUGGAUUGGUGGCUCCAUCCUGGCCUCCUUGUCAACCUUCCAGCAGAUGUGGAUCUCCAAGCAAGAAUUUAAAAGAAGCCACGCAUUAAUGUGCACGACAGUGGACAGUGUAGAGGUCAUCGUUCUGAGCGAUGAAGAGGAGCCAGAGGAAGGGGAGGCGUCUGUGCUGCUCGUCGAGGUUGAACCGGUCAACAAGAAUGACCGUAUAUUAUCCAGCAGUGCGUUGGAAGAAGACUUGGUGGUGACUUUCUCUCGCAGUGCAGACGUGCUGCCUCACGCUCGCUAUGACUGUCCCAUCCAGCCCUUUGUGCCGUCUGAGUGUGAGAUCAGCGCCCCAGUGCACGCAAACCAACUCUUCUGUGAACAAUGCUUCUGUUACAUCUGUGACCAGCUCGCCUCCCAGUGUAAGGUGUGGAGCUCUAGCGGGAUGUGUCACUGCAACAGCCACAAGAGGAGCACGUUCUGGAACAACCAGAGGAAUAGCCGUCUGCUCGGAGGUCUGCAGGCCUUCAACCUGAGCCUGUGUGAGAUCGACUCCCACCUCAGACAAGCAGAGUUGUUGCUGCAGAAGUUUAAAUCAGAGUUGUUGUUAAAAUUCUCAGCCUAUUUGUUUGGGAAACCAGGAGUGGAAUAUAACCUCAAAAUACUGGACCCGGUCCAUGAUUACUCUCCUGUGUACGAGUGUGUGAGCUCCUUCCUGGACCUGGCAGAGAGACAGGACAGCAGAGCGGGCGCCAUCAUGCAGCUGGGGGCCCUGGAGACCUUUGUGAGGCACUGCCCUCUCUCCAGAUGUGUUCCACUGCCCACACCUAUGUCUAAUGCUGCAGAAGCAAUAACUGUGUUAGCAAACAGGGUGAUCUCGUGGCUGCAGAGACAAAUGGUGAUGGGAGAGUUCACCAAUGACUUUAUCGACAAACUGCAGUUUUUCUACUUGAGGGUGCCCUUGCCCACGGAGCAGAGGAGCCUGAGGAACAGUCUGUGUGUGAGGCCCUGGGAUGACCUGCUGCUGGGCACCGUGCUCAGAGGCCAGAACGUGACGGGAUACAGGAACUUCAAAGGCAAACGGGACGUCCUGGUCGAACCGAUCUUUGUGGUACAGCUGAGGGUGGAGCGGCUGCAGCAGCAGGGCAGGUACAGAGAGCUGUGUCGCUACCUCCGAGUGGUCCAGAGCGAUGAACCCAAGAUCUUAGACCAGGUGCUGGACUUGAUGCCAAUCUUCCUGUGUGCGGAUGGACAGCUGGUCUCUUCCCUUCAGAACCUGCUGACGUAUCCGAGGGCCUGUCUGACGCCCCCCCUGUUCAUGGCUUACAUGCACAUGUUUCAGACUGCCACUGCUCCGGUCAAUAUCCUACGCACACCCGCCGACCUGUGCUCCCGGAGUACAGCCUGGAAGCCCAUCCAAGGUGCGGUGCGUCUCCAGAGUCUGGACUUGGUGAAGUUUGCUCUCAAAGCUCAGGCCACCUCCUCCGACAUCCUCAAUGAGAGCCUGUGCUGGGUCAGUGUCCUCUCGGUGGUCACUUCUGCUCCUGGGUUCACAGCUGGUUUCCCGGAGCCUUCUGCACAAUACCUCCGCGACGCCAAAGAACUGGUCCAGUCCUUAGUGGCUCUGAGCAAGACCUCCCGCAACUUCCACAUCCCUCGUCACUUCCAGACGGUGUACCCGCACCAGGCGCUGCUGCUGCUGGUCACAGAGGCCUUGUCACAGAGGAUCCUCCUCGGCCCUCUCCGCCCUCUUCUCCCUGUGCUACUAACCUAUCAGAACAACACGUGGGCGCUGCAGUGGCUCUGGAACAGCCUGUCGUCCUCGGUGCGCCUGGACUCCAUCAUGGUAGAGCUGACCCAGGAGAUGGAGCAGAGCACAGAUAAGACUUUGGGAUUUCUCUACACGCUCGUACCUGCCUCCAAGCACAACAAUCUGCCAUCCUGCAAAUAA
Molecule: messenger RNA, 2904 nt
Organism: Knipowitschia caucasica
Lineage: Eukaryota; Metazoa; Chordata; Actinopteri; Gobiiformes; Gobiidae
Source: the annotation of a GenBank genome assembly